Messenger RNA from Exophiala spinifera, 1185 nucleotides. RefSeq lists its product as uncharacterized. Gene Ontology annotation, molecular function: signaling receptor binding. The transcript has a single exon. The coding region runs from base 1 to 1185 and encodes 394 amino acids. Gene Ontology annotation, cellular component: peroxisomal importomer complex; peroxisomal membrane. Lineage: Eukaryota; Fungi; Ascomycota; Eurotiomycetes; Chaetothyriales; Herpotrichiellaceae. The record is from RefSeq and is a predicted model, not a curated record. Gene Ontology annotation, biological process: protein import into peroxisome matrix, docking.
AUGGCUCCCAGAGAGGAUCUCGUCACCUCUGCCGUGACCUUUCUUCAAGAUCCCUCUGUUGCCUCGGCGCCGCUGGAAAAGCGCAUUGAAUUUCUCCAGUCCAAGAACCUAACUCAAGAGGAAAUCGAUCUGUCUCUCGCCAGAGCCAGCGUUCCUGCCACAUCCUCCCAGCCCGCUCAGAAUGGAUACUAUCCUCCCCCGACCCAGCAGGUCCCUCGCGGUCCUCCAUCACAACGCUAUCCAUAUCCCUACAAUCCAUACGGCGAUCAAUGGCCACAGCCACAUCCUCCACCCGAACCUCCUCGCCGGGACUGGCGCGACUGGUUCAUCAUGGCUACCGUAGUGUCCGGCGCCAGUUACGGCCUUUACAUGCUCGCACAGCGCUACAUAAAACCUCUGAUUGCACCUCCAACCCCUGAACAGAUCGAGCAAGACAAAGCGUCGAUAGAUGAGCAAUUCAACAAGGCAUUUGCUCUCCUAGAUACCUUAUCAUCCGACACGGCCGCGCUGAAAGAAGCGGAGGAGCAGCGCACACAGCGCCUCGACAAUGCCAUUACAGACAUCGAGACGAUCGUGGCGGACCUCAAGGCUGCCAACAUGCGCCGGGAAGACGACGCGCGUCGCAUGGAGGCCGAGAUCCGCACAAUGAAAGACAGCCUCCCACGCAGUAUCGAGAGUGUGCGCGACGCCAGUGAGAAACAACUCAAGGAACUCGGCGCUGAACUCGGCAGCCUCAAAGUCCUCAUGGGUAACCGCCUGGGCGGCGGUGCGAACAGCUUGACACCGAAUAUCCCCAGAACACAGCCUGGUGUCCUGCCCUCGUCGAACAGUGCUGCAACCACACCAGGAGCACCGCCUUCUGUUCCCUCCGGGGCCGUCCCACCUCGGCCGUCGUCGAGUUUCGAAGACCAAGGAAACCCAUACGCUCAACUUAACAGGCCGCCGCAGCCUACUACGGGUCGACCACCUAGUGCGGCCGAGUUCCGAACCGCCCUCACCCAGAGUAUGAAGGAUAAUGCGAACAAAGCAGCCAUCCCGGCGUGGCAGAUGGCUGCGGCCAACAAAGCGAAGGAGGCCAGUGCGGGCGCGCCAACUACAAAUGGAGCAAGCAGCAGCAGUGAACAGCAGCAACAACAACAGCAACAAGAUGGCGCUGAUGCCAUCGCGGCCCUGAAUGCAAGCUAG